Molecule: messenger RNA, 249 nt
Organism: Acytostelium subglobosum LB1
Lineage: Eukaryota; Evosea; Eumycetozoa; Acytosteliales; Acytosteliaceae
Exons: 2
Biological process (GO): mitochondrial respiratory chain complex II assembly
Cellular component (GO): mitochondrion
Source: RefSeq, a predicted model, not a curated record
ACUACAGCACCAAGAUAUAGUGGUAUUCAGAAACAAGUAUUGUCUCUAUAUCGUGGAUUUAUAAGACAAUCAAGAUUGAAUGAUUCAAAGAAUACAUCAUCAUCAUUGACAAGUUAUAUUAGAGGACAGUUUAGAACAAAGUCAAAGUCAGUAUCAAGAAGAGAUAUAUCAAAGAUAGAAAUGAUGAUACUCAAAGGACAGCGUCAACUCAAGUUAAUCAAGAGUCAAGAUAUGAGUGGUUUCUCUUUA